Molecule: messenger RNA, 4879 nt
Organism: Closterium sp. NIES-67
Lineage: Eukaryota; Viridiplantae; Streptophyta; Zygnematophyceae; Desmidiales; Closteriaceae
Source: the annotation of a GenBank genome assembly
UGUAGCAGACCAACUAAGAAGCAGGGAAGCAGGCGACAAUGGAAGCAGAGGGGCGUUAGUAGUCGUAAAUUUAGGUGAUGCUGGACCGUUGCCGUAGAAGGCGGAGUUUGGGACUAGCAGUCUAGUAGGGCUUGAUGCUGUCGUUGGUAUUUAUCUAGACUUUGCAGCAGCGAGCGGGAAGUGAGAGCCAGAAACCAGUAGACCUUCGCUUUCCCCGCAUGAGGAUCUCAUUGAUGCGUGUCUGACACGUCUCGCAGACAGAACCAUGACCACAUCGCUGACGUGUCCGUCUCUUUGCCAAUCUUUCGUAGCGUCUCGUGCGACUAGCUCGCCAGGGCUCGAUUGUUCGCCUGGUAGGCCGAUCUGUCGCACAGGCUUUCUCCGGGAGAACCGUGCGAAUGUGACUCUAUCGAGCGUUCCACUAGGAUUGGCGAUGCCUUUCAAUGGCGCUCCAGAGUUAGUAGCCCCAGCGAGCAGGAGGAUUCAGACACCAGGAAGGUGGGCUCCAGUCCCCGUUAUAGCAGCCGCGGCUUCGGAUUCAGGAGAAUCUUCUAACGAGCCUCCAUAUGCCGUCGUACGUAACGGCCGGUUGUUAAAAGGAGGAGAAGGAAACGCGAGCGGGUGUGAGGAGCCUAUUUCAUUUCCCUCAGGGCCUCGAGCGUUUUUAGAAACCAUGCCGAAAGGCGCCUACACCACUACUCGCACUUUCAAUAGUGGCUCUCACAUUUUCUUGUGGGACUUCCACCUCAAUAGAGUCACCCAGUCGCUGCUGCUGCUCGCCGAAGCUCACCCGGAGCUGUUUCCGAACCUGCCACCAAGCCUGCUGACGGACCUGCUGUCAACCAUUUACGAGGCACAGGGGGAAGAGGUCCGGCACGAGGAGGGCCAGGAAAAUGAGACUCAGAUGCGAGAUACGAGGAGGGCUCGAAACAUGGUUGCUGGCUUGCAGAAGGAGAUAAGAGAUUCCGUGCUUGUGGCUGUGCGGGCGAUGGUGGAGUGUGAUUGGUGGAGGAGGGAAGCGGAGGGAGAACAGAAAGAGGAGCAGCAGCAGCAGCAGCAGCAGGUGGAGGUUUGCCUGAUGAUUCUCCUGUGCGGCCAAGGAGCUGCAGGUGGAGCCGUGUCAGGCGAACCUGCUGCAUCUGGAGCCGUGACCUGUGAACCGGCUGCAUCUGCAGGGACGGCAGGCACGGCUAUAGCCACCCCUCUGUUGCAGGGCGUUGAGGUCUACGUGCAUGCAAGCACUGUCCGCACCACCCCCUUGGCGUCCCUCGCCCUGCCGCCACCCAUCUGUGCUGCUGUCAUGGGGCCUGGCCGCCACACCCCACUCGCUAAGUUCUCCUCCUGGCCCCUUCUGCAGCGUCCGCCGGGCAUUGGAGACAGCCAAGCCAGCGGAGGCAAGGGAUGUGAUCCUAUCAACCGACGGUAAUGCACUCCUCGAAGGCAUCACCACGAACCUCUUUAUUGUGGCCCGGACCGAACCUGCGAGUGGCAGUGACACAAGCCAUGGCCCUCCUUGGCGCGGAUACGAGCUCCAAACAGCGUCAUUGGAGAGUGGAAUCCUCCCAGGAAGCAUCCGUCAAGCGAUCAUCGAUGCGUGCGGGGAGAGGGGCAUCCCCAUACGCAUCCAAGCCCCGCAGUGGAGUGAGCGUGCCACUUGGGUAGAGGCUUUUGUUACAAACGCCUUGAGUAUCGUCCAGCCUGUCAGCAGCAUGCUCAUGCCUGCCACGUGGCCUUCUGACAUCGGCUAUGACAGCUGGCAGUCUGUGGACAAGUGGUUGACAUGGCAGGCUCCUACCCUAGAGGAAAAUUAUGGAUCUCGUUCAACAUUCCUUUUGGAACAUGUUAUUGGGCACAUGACUUUUCGAAGUGCAGAACUUCAAGACUUGUUAACAACUGAUGAUUAAUUCUUCCAAAUGUAACAUUAUAUGCUCUCGAUCUCUUCACUUGCGACUAAAACAAAUGAAGCAGUUGCCUGGUUCUGAGUGGGGUCGUCUUCCUGCAGAAGUGUGCGACAUCCGCGUUACAAUUCACAUCAUCAGUGCCGCCGCCAGGCCACCGCAAUAUGGACCACCCUUCUUCCAACAACCUUUCUGGUCAAUAACACUUAUAAAACGUCUCAUCUUUAGGCUUCUGUAGCUGACCGUCAUUCCCUCUCCGUCACGGUACGGGCUUUCACUUCUGACAGAUCUGCGAUCUUUCGAGGCGAUGGUUUCGCAGCUUCGGUCGGCGCGCUGUAACGACACGGAAACCGCCGUCGCUAACGCUGUCGCAGAACCCGUCGCAGGCGAUGAUUCAGAUCGGGCGACCAGCCCGUUAAAAAUGAACGGCCGGUGUGAUUUUCCUGCCGGAAUCUGUCAAAAUUCUGAAACAGAUUUGAUGUCAGUUGCUGACGUGGCUGAUCUCCUGUCGCCGCGAGGUGACCCGUCUGCCGAUCCGCGGCAUCGCCAUUUUCAGAAUAGCGGAUUAGUAGCCGACGUAACGAGUUCAUUAGGCGAAUUAGGGUUUGAACUUAGAGAACAGCUGGUAGAGACGCCGCAGCCAAAACAGGAGGAGAAGCAACGGCAGCAGAAGAAUCGACCGGAAAAUCGACAGCGCAAGCCGAAUCAGCCGCAUCAGCCGCAUCCACAGCAGCAGCAGCCGCAUCCGCAGCAGCCGCAUCCGCAGCAGCCGCAUCCGCAGCAGCAGCAGCAGCAGCAGCAGCAGCAGCAGCAGGAGCGGAGGGGUCUCUGCGUGGAGUGCCACAAGACGAAGAGCGUGUGCAUCUGCGACCGCGUAGACGCGUCUCAUUCUGAGUCGCCUCAAAGGCCACAGCGGCAGCGGAAAGGUCAGAAGCAGCCGCUACAGUUGCAGGAGCAAAGAGGGAGCCGAGCGUUCUGCGUGGAGUGCCACAAGGCGAAGAGCGUGUGCAUCUGCGACCGCUUCGGCGAUCCCGUUGACAACCGCGUGGGCGUCACCAUCCUGCAGCACCCCAAGGAGAAGUACCACCCCCUGGGCUCGGCGCGCAUUGCCCUGCUGGGGAUGCAGCGCGUGCGCGUGAUGGUGGUGCCGCUGGGGCGCGGGCGGUUCGCCAUGCAGCCCAAGGACCCCUGCUCCCGCCGCACGCUCCUGGGGCGCUCGGGCAAGGGGCGCUGGCGCAGGGGCGCGGGGAAAACGCAGGGGCAAGGGGGGAAAGAUGGGGAAGGGGAAGGGCGAGGUGAAGGGCAAGGGGGGAAGCAGGGGGAAGGGGACGGGCAAGAGAAAGGGCAAUGGGGGAGCCAGGGGGAAGGGGAAGGGCAAGGGGAAAGGGAGCACGGAGAAGGUCAGGGAAAAGGGUACGGGGAGGAGGAAAGGCAGGGGCGAGGGGAAAAGCAGGCGCAGGGGGAGGGUCAAGUGGGGGAGGGGCAAGAGGCGGAGGGAGCUUAUGAAGGGGAUGGGGAGCCAAUCACGAGCGAAGAAGGAGCUGUAUCGGCUGUUACUGCGGAUGGUGAAGGGGUUGAGAGGGGUGACGUGAGAAAGGGUGAGAGAUGUUUAGAGAACAGAGUAGAGGGGGGAGGGGGCAGGGAUGUAGCAGCGGAUGGGCUAGUUGCGGGAGAGGAGGGAGGAAAUGGGGAGACAGGGGAUGGGGCGCUGAUGGGUGAUCUUAGCUUCGACCUCCUGCCGUUUGCUGCUGCUGAUUGUGAGGGUGCUUUUGGUGAGGGUGCUUCUGGUGAGGGUGCUUUUGGUGCUGACGAUGGUGCUGAUGGUAGCAGAGAAAUUGAUGCUGGUGGUAUGCGCUAUGAGGGGGUGACAAGGGGGGUGGUCGGCACUGCUUGUGGUGACGGUUGCAGCAUCAGCAGCAGCUGCAGUUGCAGCAUCAAGAGCAAGAGUAAAAGGAGCAGCAGCAGGUGGCGUGUUGUUUCGGAGGAUUAUGCAAGUCAGGAGGACUGCGGCUUGCGAGAGCAAAGAGCAUGCACCAGUUCCUCCCAUGGCCUAAGCAUACUUGGCACAUGGUCUGUCGGCAAGAACAGCAGCACCGCCAGUUGUCCCAGCACCCACACAAGUCGUGCGAUUCUUGAAGAUCGAACGCUCACCACAAGCACCGCUACCAACAGCAGCGUCAGGAGCAGCAGCAUUGGCAGUAGCAGUGAUAGUAGCAGGGGCGAUGGCAGCACACAGGUUUCAAGUGAAGGGCCAGUGGAGGUCCCAGAGUGGAUUGAUUUGCCGCCUGGUGCUGCUCUACUGUACCCCUCUCCCAGAUCCAUUGAGCUGACGCCGCCUCAACCUUGUCAUGAUGCCCAACCAUCCACAUCUACAGCGUCCACUGGUAGCGAGCCAUCUGAACCGUUGAGACCAUCUCAUUUGAUCGUGCUGGAUGGCACAUGGCCCAAGGCGAAGAGGAUUCUGUGCCAGCAUCCCUGGCUGCAGCAGCUGCCGCACUACCACUUGCCGCCGCAGGCUGCUGCGUCCUCACGAUAUGGCUUCAUUCGAAAACAACCAAAGUUCGGUUGCUUGUCCACAGUUGAAGCUGUGGUGUAUGCGUUGCAGAUUCUUGAACCAGAUAAUAGUAGAAAGCUGGAUCAACUGCUAGAAGUCUUCGAUUCCAUGGUGGUCGAUCAGGUGGAGGGAAUGCGGCGUAAUGGAAAAGCCUCACUGAUUCCGGAUGAUUGGAGCCCUCCGGAGACAAUGAUAGGGGCGAAGAUGUAACCAAUGGUUGUUUAUAUGCUUUGAGCGGAUGAAAUAUGGUGUCGAAUAUGGUUGCGAAUCCUGAUGAAGACUACUUUCCACGGUGUCGCCGACCCAACUGUGGCAACCAUCCAGGAUAUCAGGGCGUGCGACACUGUGCGAUAAAUGUCCGUGCGAAUUCUAGGAUUUGUGGAGCUACGGUUUCCUUCCUUGCCGUGAGCCCCAAGGUGAUUGGUCC